CGCAUAACGCAUGCAGCUAGACGAGCGAAUGGGUACCCGAUAAAUUUGAUGUACAGUUCAUAUUUCAUGCAAAACCGAAGAGGGAACGACUACCAUAAUGGCAGAAACUAAUGGAGAUGCUGAGCCAGUUGCCCUGAUGGAAGAGAACCAUGUGGAAGAGAUCCAAAUGCAAGAACCAUCCCCCAAGAAGAUCAAGCUGGAAUUGGAGACACAACCUGCUUCCCUCAUGGACCUCGCAGUCGAAGAGGAGUCCUCCACGCCGCCUCCACCACCAUCGCUGCAGAGCUUUGAGUUCCAGUUUGCAGAGCAGACGGGGCCGGUGCUCGCUGGCCCUGGUGCAAAGAAGGAGACCCUGCUGGCGUUGCCCGGGAUGCCGUCCAUGAUGGGGCUACCCAAGCUGAGCGCGGAGCAGCAGGAGGCUGUCAUGAAGUCUAAGAAGUAUGCCAUGGAGCAGAGCAUCAAGAGCGUGCUGGUCAAACAGACAUUAGCGCACCAGCAACAGCAAAUGUCGAACCUUCAGAUGCAGGCCCAGAGGCAGCGCGCCAUUGCCCUGAUGUGCCGGGUGUACGUGGGUUCCAUCAGCUUUGAGCUCAAGGAGGACACGAUCCGCCAAGCCUUCCACCCCUUCGGUCCUAUCAAGAGCAUUAACAUGUCCUGGGAUCCCAUCACCAUGAAACACAAGGGCUUUGCUUUCGUGGAGUACGACCUGCCUGAGGCUGCCCAGCUGGCCCUGGAGCAGAUGAAUGGCGUCAUGAUCGGUGGCAGGAACAUCAAGGUGGGUCGACCCAGCAACAUGCCUCAAGCACAGCCGGUUGUAGAUGCAAUCAUGGAAGAGGCCAAACACCAACCUAGGAUAUUUAUUACAUCCAUUCAUUCAGAUCUCUCGUCUGAGGACAUCAAAAGUGUAUUUGAAGCCUUUGGUAAAAUUAUAUCCUGUAGUCUACCAUCAGACUCUGUAGGAGGAAAACAUAAGGGUCAUGGAAUAAUUGAAUAUGAUAGUAUGCAGUCAGCGUCAGAUGCCAUCUCGUCGAUGAACCUCUUUGAUCUGGGUGGCCAAUUCCUCAGAGUCGGAAGGGCUAUUACCCCUUCAACGAUGACAGGUUUUCCUACGAUACUUGGGGGCUCUGGUCUUCCUCCAGCUGCUGCCGUUGCUGCAGCUGCUGCUACAGCUAAGAUACAGGCCCUAGACGCUGUGACUGCACCAGCAGCCAUGAACAUGAACAUGGUGAGUGUAGCCCCUACCAGCCUCAUCAACCCUACCACCUUGACAGCAGCUCCAGGGCUACUGGCCACACCUCAAGUCGGUAUCCUCGGCAUGCCCCAUGCUGUCAUGGCUAGUUCAGCGGCUGGAGUUAUCACUGGAGUGACACCUGUCAGACCACAAAUUGCUACGCUCCCUAUCUCCACAGCAGCUCCAGGUGUCCUCACGACCGCCCCUGGGAUGACGGCAGGCUUGACGGCUGGCCUGAUGGCUCCGGCGAUGGCCGCUGUAGCAGCCGCAGCAGCAGGUAUCGCUGAACAAGUCAAGGAGGAACCGGCAGAGAUCAAAGACGUGGAGCUUCCACAGACCAUCAGCGAGCAGGAGAACAUGACGAUAUCAGGCAGCAACGCAAGGCACAUGGUCAUGCAGAAAUUACUCAGAAAAUCAGAUUCACAUGUGAUGGUAUUGCGCAACAUGGUCGGUGUGGAGGACCUAGACGAUGAACUAGAAGGAGAGGUGACGGAAGAAUGUGGAAAAUUUGGAACAGUCAACAGGGUGGUCAUCUACCAGGAGAGGCAAGGAGAGGAGGAAGAUGCAGAGGUCAUCGUUAAAAUCUUUGUGGAAUUCUCAGAUCCAGCGGAAGCCGAGCAAGCAGCUGAUUCGCUCAACAGCAGAUGGUUCGGAGGCAGGAUGGUACGAGGAGAGAUCUAUGACCAAGAAAGAUUUGAUUCUAGUGAUCUAUCGGGUUGAUAUCCAUCCUCUACUCUUCUUCUCUACCUGUUCUCUCUUUCUUCUAUCCCUCCAUCCACUUCGUCAUUUCCAUCUAUCACUGUUUCAUCAGUCUUGCCCACCUUGAUACAUGAUGUACCGUAUCCUGAGAGCGAGCGGGAAGGGCAUUUUUUUGGUCCCGAAUGGUCCCGAAUUUCGAUAGACCCCCAAAUUCUGAAAAUGUCACGGGGGGCUCAUGCAUACAGACCAAAAAUAUUGCAAUCCAGACCCCUGUCAGAAAUGUUAGUUUGGAAGGGCACUUUGUGAGAUGUCAUGAGCAAGCCUUUAUAUCUCUCGACAUACCUGUAUGAUAUGGUAGUUUGCGGGGUGUUCUAAUGAGUGUUUCUCAAGUGAAUAGACGAUCAAUACUUUCAUUCUCAUAACCAUUCAUUGAAGAUGUGUUUGUGUUGCUUGAACUUCUUAAUACAAAAAGAAGACCUCUUUACGGUGAUGUAAUUUUUUAUUACAACAAAUUACACACCAUGCAUUAGAGACAAGAGCUGAGGUUACACUGUAUAGUUCUAGAAACCAACUAACCAUUCAAUUCCUAAACUUGGCAACACAUUACCAAAUGCAAAAUAAUCAUCUUCUUGUAUGACUUGGGAAGUUUUUUGCUACGUUAUGUGAUACAUUUAUUACAAUGAUUUUUUUUAUUUUAGAUACAUUGCAGGUUGUCUGAAUAUAAAUUGAAAGAAAAUAUUUAUGUUUUAAUGCUGGCUCAUUGACAUUUUUGGAGAAAUAUUUUCUGUGAAAAUUGUUCAAAUGUAUACCAAUGAGGAUGACCCAAAGUAUGUUAGUAUGUUCAUGCCCAGUCUUUAAUAUGUACAAUCGAAUAUCAUGCAUUGAAGUUUUGUCCAACUAUUUUGUUGUGUUUUAUAUAUUGUCAAUGUUUAAAUCACAUAUAAGCACAAUCUAUAUUAGGUUCACAUAUUCCUUUACGAUAGAAUAAAGUCACAAUUUUCUAUCGAUUAAUGAUUUAAUUUUAUCAUCCCCCCCUAUUCUUUGAUCAAAUUCUAUAUUUAUGAAUUCUAUAACUUAAAUAAUUCUUCUAAAAUGUUUUGCUUCAACGGUUUCAUUGUUAACAUCAUAGCAAGAGCAUAUUCAGAACAUCAGUUGAAAACAUUUUCUCUGGCAUUAAAUCCAUCUUCACUGCCCCUAAAUCUAACUGAUGUCACAAGCAAAUAAAAAAAGAUGAUAAAAUCGAUCAUGUAAUAAGGUAUCUUUUUAGAUCUAACUUAUUUGGUGUAGUUUGGUAGAAAUUGAGUUGAUAUGUCUGCCAUUCCACUGUUGAACAUGGAGGAUUCUUCGCUGACAUGCAGUGAUGUACUCAUGUAAAGUCAUAUUUUAUAACUUUCCUGUGAAAAGAGAUCAAAUGUUACCUACAUAUACUUGUAUCUUGUAGUAAUUCUAACAUAUUCAUGUACAAUGUAUAUGAUAUUGAGUGUUGAUAAUACAGUAUUGAUAAUAAUUUUGAAAUAUGAAACUGGUUCAAUAGCAAGAUUGAAAAUUUGCACUUGAUGGUUAUAUACAAUAUUUUGAUACAUAAACAUGUAUGUCAUGAUGUAGCUCUAGAAAACAACAUUGCCCCAGAUUUCUUACUGUCUUCUUUUAAAAAUGCAUGAAUCUUUCCUAAUGUUCAUCUUAUUAUAACUCAUUACAGGCCUAAAAGUUGUACGCAAUUUGGAGAGUUGUUCAGUGUCACUUGUAUUUUCUCGUGAUCAGAGUUGCAUGCAUGAUUACAACAAUACUUAAAUUGAUUACCUAUCAUAGAUAAAACAUUUAUCUUGUGGCAUGAUGUACAAUGCACCUUGUCUAUAGUAAAAUGCUUCAAAUUGGCCUACAUUUCUCUACGAUCCAUUUGGUCACAAAGAAAACUCAAUAACUUAUUAUCAGUGGAAUUUCAUUUAAGUGCAUUGGAGGCAAAUUAGAAUAGAUUUUUGCAAUGUAAUAUCUGCAUGCAACUAGCAGAAUGUCGUUAGCACACAUGUCUGUUGACUCUGUUAUAAAGCAAAUUUCUGCUUUGCUUCUAAAAUAUUGAUGGCUCUAUACUUCUUGUACCAUUUUAUUUAAACAUGACAGGAAUUUUGUGUUUAUUGACAAAGAAAAAAGCCAGAAUGUAUUGUAACUAACUAAUUUGAGAAGUUUUUUUGUGGUACUUUCGAGCACAUAAUUAUGGAGUUACAGGCACUUUAAUGCUAACAGCCUUUUAUUUAAUGCAAUAGUCACCUGCACGUUUCGCAGAAUGACGCAAUGCGCUCGGACCAUCUGCCAGCGGCACAACGAUAUACAUGUUAUGUUACAAUCCGUGAAGUUAGAUAAAACUGAAACUUGGGCCAAAAAAAUAUAUGAUUGAAUGCCAGUGAUAAAGUGAAAGUGAUAAUGAUCCAUGUGAUUAUGUAAAUGUAUGUGCUUUCAAAGUGCUGUAAUUAUUUAUGUCAGCCUUAUUAGCUGUAGUUCUGCCAGCUAACAAACUCAUUGUAAAUAAAGAUUUGUGUACAUAUUUUA
This is a messenger RNA of Strongylocentrotus purpuratus (purple sea urchin), 4474 nucleotides long. Its product is annotated as poly(U)-binding-splicing factor PUF60. Gene Ontology annotation, cellular component: catalytic step 2 spliceosome; precatalytic spliceosome. The record is from RefSeq and is a predicted model, not a curated record. The coding region runs from base 98 to 1951 and encodes 617 amino acids. The transcript is spliced from 12 exons. Gene Ontology annotation, biological process: alternative mRNA splicing, via spliceosome; regulation of alternative mRNA splicing, via spliceosome; mRNA splice site recognition. NCBI's taxonomy places the organism in Eukaryota, Metazoa, Echinodermata, Echinoidea, Camarodonta, Strongylocentrotidae. Gene Ontology annotation, molecular function: RNA binding.